Penicillium longicatenatum is the source of this 252-nucleotide messenger RNA. RefSeq lists its product as uncharacterized. The coding region runs from base 1 to 252 and encodes 83 amino acids. Lineage: Eukaryota; Fungi; Ascomycota; Eurotiomycetes; Eurotiales; Aspergillaceae. The record is from RefSeq and is a predicted model, not a curated record. The transcript has 2 exons.
AUGAAGAACCAGGACAAGGUCAACGGCAUGUUUGAUCCGAAUUCCCCUAUUGUUCUGUACCCUUCGUCACUAAGGCGUCAGAUGAACCAUGAUCUACUGGAGAAACGAGGCCGAGUCUCACGCCACCAAAUUGUUGCCCCGCUAACAGUCACAGAUGCUCCGCGCCGCAAUAUACAAAAGCACGCAAGUGCUGCCGUUGUGGGCUUCAUGCCUCUCAUUAGCCUAAACGGGAAGUGGCUGGGUGGCUUGUGA